CUCCUGCUAUCAUGUCCUAUCGUCUCGCACCUCACCUCUCUCCCUCAUCCUUCACUGCCGCCAUCAUUGUUGCUUGGGGCCAAAUGGCUUAGAUACACAUAGCUCCUGAACACAACAAACAAGAACCUCUCUUCCCCAUUCAACAGCAUCAGCAUAGCACUUCCUGCAUCAAUGGGGCAUCUCUUGAUGCAACGCACUGCCACAUGGCCAACCUGUUUCAUCCUAUGGUGCUUGUCCGUGCAGCUUCUCUUGCUGUCUCCGGUCUACUCCCUCAACCAAAGCUCCUGCAACCCGGAUGAUUAUGGUGCACUGGAAGGCUUCCUGAGAGGUCUCACCGGAGGCAUCAGCGGCUGGACGCUCUCAAACACGACCUCGGAAGUGGCCAACUGCUGUGCAUGGGUGGGCCUCACAUGCGAUGCCGGGGGUCGGGUCAUCAGGCUGGACCUCCAUGGCAGGAAACUCAAGGGAGAGCUGGCACCUUCGCUCGCGCAGCUGGACCAUCUCCAGUGGCUCAACCUCUCCGACAACAACCUCCGUGGUGCCAUCCUGGCACCCCUCCUUCAGCUCCAUAGGCUUCAGCGGCUCGACGUAAGCAACAACGAGCUCUCUGGCACAUUCCCGGCCAACGUGUCGCUCCCGGUGAUUGAGGUCUUCAACAUAUCCUUCAACUCGUUCAGCGGCACCCAUCCCACACUCCAUGGUUCAUCGCAGCUCACGGUGUUCGACGCAGGCUACAAUAUGUUCACCGGGAGGGUUGAUUCAAGCAUCUGUGAGUCAUCUCGAGUGAUCCGUGUGAUAAGAUUCACAUCGAAUCUCUUUGCCGGGGAACUGCCGGAAGGCUUUGGAAACUGCACAAAGCUCGAGGAGCUAUAUGCCGAGCUCAACAGCAUCUCCGGGAGCUUGCCAGACAACAUAUUCAAGUUGCAAUUUCUGAAGAAUUUGUCUCUGCAGGAGAAUCAGCUCACUGGUAGGAUGAGCCCGAGGUUUGGCAAUCUGUCCAGCCUUGGUCAGCUGGACAUUUCUUUUAAUUCCUUCUCUGGACACCUUCCAGAUGUUUUUGGUAGGCUUGGCAAGUUAGAGUACUUCUCUGCACAGUCCAACCUCCUCAGAGGCCCAUUGCCUGCUUCAUUGUCUCAAUCGCCAUCAUUGAAGAUGUUGUACUUGCGGAACAAUUCACUGAAUGGAAGAAUCAACCUCAAUUGCUUGAAGAUGACACAACUGAGCUCACUUGACCUUGGGACAAAUAAGUUUAUUGGCACAAUUGAUAGCUUGUCAGAUUGCCAUCAUCUCAGAAGCCUAAAUCUUGGCACAAAUAACCUCAGUGGCGAAAUACCAGCUGAUUUUAGAAAGCUUCAGUUUUUGUCCUACAUCUCACUUUCGAACAACAGCUUCACAAAUGUUUCCUCGGCAUUAUCUGUCCUUCAAGACUGUCCAAGCCUAACAAGCCUUGUGUUGACAAAGAACUUCCAUGAUGGGAAGGCCUGGCCGAUGACUGGAAUACAUGGCUUUCAUAAGAUCCAGGUGUUUGCCAUUGCUAAUAGCCAUCUUUCAGGAGCAAUACCACCAUGGUUAGCUAAUUUCAGAGAAUUGAAGGUCCUAGAUUUGUCAUGGAAUCAACUGUCUGGGGAUAUUCCUGCAUGGAUUGGUGAUCUCGAGUUUCUAUUCUAUGUGGAUCUUUCUAACAAUUCACUUACAGGGGUAAUACCAAACAGUUUCUCGAGCAUGAAGGGACUUCUUACAUUCAACAGCUCACAGCAAUCCACAGAGACUGAUUAUUUUCCUUUCUUCAUUAAAAGGAACAAAACAGGCAAAGGGUUGCAGUACAAACAGGUUAGCAGCUUUCCACCGUCUCUAAUUCUCAGCCAUAACAAGCUCAUAGGUGCCAUAUUGCCGGGCUUUGGAAGCCUCAAGAACCUGUAUGUCUUGGACCUCAGCAACAACAAUAUUUCUGGUAUCAUUCCUGAUGAGCUAUCAGGCAUGUCUAGCUUGGAAUCCUUGGAUUUGUCACAUAACAAUCUCACCGGAAGCAUUCCCUAUUCAUUGACAAAGUUGAAUUUUCUAUCAAGCUUCAGUGUGGCAUACAAUAAUCUGAUGGGCACAGUUCCAUUAAGAGGGCAAUUCUCAACAUUCACUGGUUCUGAUUAUGAGGGGAACCCCAACCUUUGUGGCACCCGCUUUGGCUUAUCCCCAUGUCAGUCGAAUCAUGCUCCCAUCAUCUCUGCAACGGGAAAUCGGAAGAACAAGGGUCUCAUAUUAGGAAUAAUUAUUGGCAUUGCAAUUGGAGCGGCAAUGGUUUUGUCUGUUGCUGUUGUACUUGCGUUGAAGAGAAGCUUCAGAAGGCAGGAUCAUAUAGUUAAGGCUGUUGUGGAUACAAAUGUAGCAUUCGAGUUGGCACCAGCGUCACUGGUACUUCUGUUUCAGAACGAAGAUAAUGACAAGGCAUUGACUAUCAGUGACAUUUUGAAAUCUACAAACUACUUUGAUCAGGCUAACAUCAUUGGUUGUGGUGGGUUUGGUCUAGUGUACAAGGGAACAUUGCCAGAUGGAGCAAAGAUCGCCAUCAAAAGACUAUCAGGUGAUUUUGGCCAGAUGGAGAGGGAGUUCAAAGCAGAAGUGGAAACUUUAUCAAAAGCUAAGCAUCCUAAUCUUGUGCUUCUACAAGGUUACUGCAGGAAUGGCAGUGACAGGCUCCUGAUCUACUCUUACAUGGCGAAUGGCAGCCUAGACCACUGGCUUCAUGAAAAGCCUGAUGGCCCAUCCAGAUUAAACUGGCAGAGAAGGCUUCAGAUAGCCAAAGGAGCGGCACGAGGUUUGGCAUACCUGCACUUGUCAUGCGAACCUCACAUACUACACCGUGAUAUCAAGUCAAGCAACAUACUCCUGGAUGAGAAUUUUGAAGCUCAAUUGGCUGAUUUUGGGCUUGCUCGGCUAAUUUGUCCCUAUGAUACACAUGUGACAACUGACCUUGUUGGCACACUGGGUUACAUCCCCCCUGAGUAUGGCCAGUCUUCAGUAGCCACUUUCAAAGGUGAUGUGUAUAGUUUUGGCAUUGUUCUUCUGGAGUUAUUAACAGGAAAGAGACCUGUUGAUAUGUGCAAGAGGAAGGGAGCUAGGGAGUUGGUCUCAUGGGUUAUGCACAUGAAAGGAGAACACCGUGAAGCCGACGUAUUGGACCGUGCAAUGUAUGACAAGAAAUUUGAGAUGCAAAUGAUGAAGAUGAUUGAUUUUGCAUGUUUGUGCAUUAGUGAGUCACCUAAACUGAGACCAUUAACCCAUGAAUUAGUGCUAUGGCUUGACAACAUUUGUGCUAGCUGUGAAGCAACAAAGUGAAGCUCAAUAACAGUGACCUUCGUGGAAAUACUUGAACUCACAGCCCAUGAACUAGUGUUAUGGCUUGCCAGCGUUUGUGCUAGCAAUAAAGCAACAAAGUGAAGUUUAAUAACAGUGACCAACACAGAAAUGCUUGUACUCAAUUUCUCCCCUCUUGAAUAAUUUUUGUCAGAGUGAACACUGUAAGAUAUGACUUUGCAUAUGAAUAUGAUGUGCUUCAUGGGAGUCUAACUUACUACUCCCUCCGUCCAAAACUUUGAAGUCAUCUUUAAGGUAAUAUUUAAUACUCUCUACGUUCCAUAAUACUCCCUCCGUUCCUAAAUAUUUGUCUUUCUAGAGAUUUCAACAAGUGACUACAUACGGAGCAAAAUGAGUGAAUCUACACUCUAAAAUAUGUCUAUAUACAUCCGUAUGUGGUAGUCCAUUUCAAUCUUUAAAAAGACAAAUAUUUAGGAACGGAGGGAGUAGAAGGCACAUAAAUUUGUGGAAAGUCAAGAUUCCAAAACUUUGACCACUAAUGUUUAUGGAAGUAUACAGAUUUAGCAUGUAAGAAAUGUUAUUGUUCUACUUGUCUUGUAAAAUACUUUUGUGCCAUAUGUUCAUUUACUAAUUUUGUAAGCAUUUCAUAAGUAAAAUUUAUAGUCAAAGUCGUGUACAGGAGAUCGUAGAAGUCAAACGUGCCUUAUAUUUUGGAACAGAGGAGCAACAGUAGAGCCAUUGUAUGCCGUAUGAGUAAAUGAGAUUUUGUGAUAGCUCACCCAAAUGUUAUCUGUGUCUUUUAUGAUCUUGUCCUAAUUUCUAGUAUGAAGCUAUGGAAGAUGUUUUAAGGAUCAUUUGCACCAUAGCUGACAAUUCACAUGUUUGAUAUUUCCCUGCAUUUACCUUAACCAAUCUUUCCAGUUAGCCAACUUAAAGUUACUGU
Molecule: messenger RNA, 4252 nt
Organism: Triticum aestivum (bread wheat)
Lineage: Eukaryota; Viridiplantae; Streptophyta; Magnoliopsida; Poales; Poaceae
Product: phytosulfokine receptor 1
Exons: 1
Coding region: 172-3330 (1052 amino acids)
Biological process (GO): protein phosphorylation
Molecular function (GO): ATP binding; receptor serine/threonine kinase binding; protein kinase activity
Source: RefSeq, a predicted model, not a curated record